Stylophora pistillata is the source of this 1924-nucleotide messenger RNA. RefSeq lists its product as uncharacterized. Lineage: Eukaryota; Metazoa; Cnidaria; Anthozoa; Scleractinia; Pocilloporidae. The record is from RefSeq and is a predicted model, not a curated record. Gene Ontology annotation, molecular function: metal ion binding.
GCUUCUUUAAUAAACCUCCACUCUACGAAUAGAUUCAAAAAAGAAAAAAUAGCGAUGAAAGUACAGGAGAUGACACUUUACUUCCCUAUUCUUCGAUAGCAAAUUCGUUACUGAAAACCAGAACCUCCUUGGUCAGUGGUACGGUAACAUGUCAAGUGACACAAAGUUUCUUCACCGCGCCUGACACUUUUGUUGUUUGUGAAACAUCGUAGAGAAGCAGGAAGUUAGGCUAACUGUACAUGCUGACUAGUGUGAAAUUUACCAAAUCAGGGGAACCCAUUCCCUUAGAUUCUGCUGGAAAUGAGAUUUGUUUGUUAUUUCUAAAAUAUGGAAGAUGCCGCUUUAAGAAGAAAUGCAAGAAGUCACACUGGACACCACCUUUGCCAGAUGAAGAGUACCCACUGCCACCACCUCUCCCUCCAUUUUCUCCCUCGUCACUUCCUUACCAGUGCAGUUCUUCAGAUCAACAGUUCUCCAACCAACAUAUCCAUAUAUUGGAGGAACAACAACACAAUGUGCUUUUAAAUGAAGCAAAUACUGGAAAGGAAAAUAUUAUUUUAAAUACCACAUAUUCAGAAGUAUCUACAGAAAUCACAUUCCCAAAUUUAGACCCUCUUCUUGACCAAAAUGAGAUCAGUUGCAGAUUUCAAGAGCAAUCUUUUGAUGCGACGCAGUCUUCAAACUUGUGUCAAGACAGUGUUCAAGAAGAUACUGAGCCAAUAUUUACCAGUGUCUCUACCUCCAGUAAAUCUUUGAUGGAACCCUGUCUUGGCACUGACAUUAGAGAUCAAGCUAAGAAUGCAGCAAGGGAAAAGAAAACAACAUCUAAUGAUGAUGAAAGCAUGGCAAUGUAUGGGAUGGAAAAAGUAUUGGACAGGACAGUAGAAGUCAUUAGGAAGGGGGGCUGCAGAUUUGAUUAUUUAUAUCACCAUGUGGGGCAAAGCAAAGGUUGCAGAUGGAGAUUUAGAAGCAGUCUUGAACAAAGCUAUCAAAGUUACGGAGCAUAUUAUGACAAAGUGAGUCAGAAACUUCAGUUUCACCACCAGCCACGGAACAAGGUGGAGAAGAAAAGAUUAAAACUCCUCCGGAAAUCUCACUGGAACGCAUUACAAAUACUUUAUUUAAGGCUGGCUCAAAUUCCUCCAGGCUACAAUUUGAAAGUGAAUUUUGCCCGUGUGAACUUUAGCAGGCUGAGGCCAUACUUUUAUCUACUGGUGCAGCAGUGCUUCUGUUGUGAGGACAAAGCUGAGAAGCGAUGGAGACCUAACGCGUUUAGCUGUUUAGUCACAGAAACUCUGAUCGCCUUCUUUAGUAAUUGCAACAUAACACCGGAAGAGGCAGAAAUGAAGAUGCAGGAAUGGGGCGCAAGACCAGUUAGGGUGAGGCAGUGCAUUUCUCACAUGUGGAACGUCAUCGUUAAAUCGUCCUUGUCAUCCAAUGGAGUUGCGCAAGAAGUCAAGGAUUGUGAACAGCAAGUCUUUGCAAAGAAGCUGUUUGCUGUAGAUUAUGCUUACGCCUGUUCUCUGGCCAGGCCAGUAGUGAAAGCAAAUGCGGAAAAACCAACUCUACCGAUCAAAAAAGUAGUGAGACAAGGAAUACAAGCAGCUGCUGAAAGGUCAUUGGUCGAAAAGAAAAGAAAAACCUGCAAGUUCCCAAAAGUAAACGAGAAUAUUCAAGUGCAAAGAGAACCAACGUCCAUUGAGAGACUGUCUGAAAAAUCUCACCUUGGAAUUGCAAAAAGGAAAGCGGAGACUUGCAAGAGAAAAAGGAAAAUACGAAGGUCCAAGCAGAUUUCGUUGCUGGAUGAAGCAGGGAAACAAGAUUUGGAAGAACGUUGUAAAAAAAUUAUUGACGAGUUUACAAAGGGUAAGAUGAGCGAAUCGCGCUCUGUUACGGUAUAAAUAAGUUAUGUUAAGUGAAAAUG